AUGAAGCUCCCCACCCUUGUCAUCGCGCUGGCAGUAGCGUUCUGCCUUGCAUCACCACUGGCACCACUGGCACCACUGGUGCCUCCUUCCACUCGCGGGGAAGUUGUCCACUCACUCUCACUUCCAGGCGUCCAAUUCCAUCGUGUCAACCCCAUGCCCUCUGUGUCCACUGGAAAGAAGGUCGAGCAUCACAUGGAACUCGUCCGUGUCCCCGAUCAGGAAAACACCAAGCGCCACCGUUCUGCGACGAGCCACCUCGGCCAGGUUCAGCGGGACCAUGGCGGGUUUGGCUAUGAAAAUGUGACCGUCGUCAAUGCAUACGCGGCCGAGUAUGCGGUCGAGGCAAGCUUCAACGGUAUUCCUAUGAAGGUGGUUGUUGACUCAGGCUCCGCAGAUACCUGGCUCCUAGGCUCUGGGUUCAUCUGCAAGGACUGGCUGAACAAGACACAGCCUGUCGCGGUCUGCUCAUUUGGUCCCUCGUUCCCUGGAAACGUUUCCGGCAAACCCAUUCCAAACCAGCACUUCGCAAUUCAAUACGGAGAUGGCGAGGCUGUUUCAGGCCGUAUGACAUACUUGGAUGUUGAAUUCGCGGGUAUCACGGUCGAGCAACAGGAGAUGGCAUUGGCCACUCAAGGCAUAUGGCAGGGCAACAACGUCACCUCGGGGGUACUUGGUCUCGCGUAUCCAUCCCUGACGAGUGCGUACUGGGGCAAUGAUCUCGGUGACCACAGCCAAUACAACUCCGCUCCCUACGAGCCUCUGUUUACGCGCAUGGUGUCCGAUGGCCUGAUAGAGGCUGUCUGGGUUAUUGCCAUGGAUAGGAACUCGACUACUGGGCUGAUCAGCAUGGGCGGUAUGCCACCUGUGGACAUCAGUGCGAGCCAUGUGGCGACGGCACAUCUCCUCAUCGCGAAUCUCAUCGGUAAGGACAUCACGGCCUCACAGCCCUCGUUCUACACCAUCGUCCCAGACGGCUUCCUGUUCGGACAAAGUACCUGGACAGACGAAUACCCCUGUGUUAUCGAUACUGGCACAACCCUGACCUACUUACCCAAAGAUCUGGCUGAUGCCGUGAACGCCGCGUUCGAUCCACCUGCUACGUACAUGUGGGAGUACGGUUCUUAUUUCACCGCCUGUGACGCCAUCCCGCCGCAGUUCGCAGUCAUCAUCGGCGGCAGCGACUUCAUCAUCAAUCCACAAGACAUGCUGAAUGAACAUGCAGUCGACACCGAGACCGGCCUCUGCCAGACUGGCAUUUCCUCAGGAGGUAGCGGACCUUUCAUACUGGGAAUGACGUUCCUGACCAACGUCGUUGUGGCCAUGAACAUUCAGCAGGCCACGAUUGAGUUCUACUCCCGCGAGUUUUACUGA
Messenger RNA from Anthostomella pinea, 1371 nucleotides. Lineage: Eukaryota; Fungi; Ascomycota; Sordariomycetes; Xylariales; Xylariaceae. The record is from the annotation of a GenBank genome assembly.